Messenger RNA from Chroicocephalus ridibundus (black-headed gull), 11919 nucleotides. It is a transcript of the gene PTH1R, whose product is annotated as parathyroid hormone 1 receptor. The transcript has 13 exons. The record is from RefSeq and is a predicted model, not a curated record. Gene Ontology annotation, cellular component: plasma membrane. Lineage: Eukaryota; Metazoa; Chordata; Aves; Charadriiformes; Laridae. Gene Ontology annotation, biological process: cell surface receptor signaling pathway; adenylate cyclase-activating G protein-coupled receptor signaling pathway; intracellular calcium ion homeostasis. The coding region runs from base 92 to 1708 and encodes 538 amino acids. Gene Ontology annotation, molecular function: peptide hormone binding; parathyroid hormone receptor activity; G protein-coupled peptide receptor activity.
AGGAGAAAUCAUCUGCAAGCGGAGCGCUGGAAGACCUCUCGUCCUCCGACUUCCCUGAGCGAGCUUGGAUGCUGGAAGAAGCCUCUUGGAUAUGGGAUCAUAUCUGGUUUAUCACAGCCUGGGUUUGAUCCUCUGCUGCUCCGUACUGAGUUCAGUCUACGCUCUGGUGGAUGCUGAUGAUGUCAUCACCAAAGAGGAGCAGAUCUUCCUACUGCUAAAAGCCAAGGCUAAGUGCGAACGACACCUGAAAGCCAAGGUGCCCAAGGUGCAUGAUGGUUUUUGUCUUCCGGAGUGGGAUGGUAUUGUCUGCUGGCCUGAAGGUGUGCCAGGCAAAGUGGUGGCUAUGCCAUGUCCUGAGUACAUCUAUGACUUCAAUCACAAAGGCCAUGCUUAUCGCCGGUGUGACCUGAACGGGAGCUGGGAGUUGGUCCCAGGCAACAACCGCACCUGGGCAAACUACAGUGAAUGUGCCAAGUUCCUCACCAACGAGACAAGGGAAAGGGAGGUCUUUGAUCGCCUCUAUUUGAUUUAUACUGUUGGAUACUCCAUCUCUCUGGGAUCCCUCACAGUUGCUGUCCUUAUCCUGGGAUACUUCAGACGUUUGCACUGCACUAGAAACUACAUCCACAUGCACCUGUUUGUCUCCUUCAUGCUGAGAGCCAUGAGCAUCUUCGUAAAGGAUGCGGUCUUGUACUCUGGGUCAGCUUUGGAGGAGAUGGAGCGCAUCUCAGAGGAAGACUUGAAAUCCAUUACUGAAGCACCUCCAGCGGAUAAAUCACAGUUUGUGGGCUGUAAAGUAGCGGUUACCUUCUUCCUCUACUUCCUGGCAACCAAUUACUACUGGAUUCUGGUGGAAGGGCUCUAUCUCCACAGCCUCAUCUUCAUGGCAUUUUUCUCAGAGAAGAAGUAUCUUUGGGGAUUCACAUUAUUUGGCUGGGGACUCCCUGCUGUAUUUGUUACAGCGUGGGCCAGCGUGAGAGCCACUGUAGCUGACACAGAGUGUUGGGACUUGAGUGCUGGCAAUUUAAAAUGGAUUAUUCAGGUGCCCAUCCUGGCAGCUAUCGUGGUAAAUUUUAUUCUUUUUAUCAACAUUAUCAGAGUCCUAGCAACCAAGCUACGAGAGACAAAUGCAGGGAGGUGUGACUCAAGACAACAGUACAGGAAGCUGCUGAAAUCUACCCUCGUCCUUAUGCCUCUGUUCGGCGUUCACUAUAUUGUUUUCAUGGCUAUGCCAUACACAGAUGUGUCAGGGAUUCUUUGGCAAGUUCAAAUGCACUAUGAAAUGCUGUUCAACUCUUUCCAGGGAUUUUUUGUUGCCAUCAUAUACUGUUUUUGCAAUGGAGAGGUCCAAGCAGAAAUAAAGAAGUCAUGGAGCAGGUGGACAUUAGCACUUGACUUUAAAAGGAAAGCACGAAGUGGGAGCACAACCUACAGUUAUGGACCAAUGGUUUCCCACACCAGCAUCACAAAUGUAGCCACAAGAGGGGCACUUGCCCUCCAUCUCAAUACGAGACUUAUACCAGGGACCCUCAAUGGACACCGGAAUUUGCCAGGUUAUGUAAAAAAUGGCUCCAUUUCUGAAAACUCCAUGCCUUCUUCUGGACCAGAGCAGUACAACAAAGAUGAGGAGUACCUGAAUGGCUCUGGGCUUUACGAUGGAGACAGACCCACAGUACUUGUUGAAGAAGAAAGAGAGACGGUCAUGUAAAGGGAGGAGGAGAAAAAAGAAGCAAAAGGAUGAAAAAGGUUCCUGGAGAGCAUUUAGUGGGCAAAAGAAUAUCAGGCCACACAUCGGAUGCCGAGGGUUUCCAUACAGUUUCUCUGUUCUGUGGAACGAGAGGUUAAGUUAUAUGGGAAAAAAAAGUGAGCCACCAACGUGGCCAGCUGUUGAUCACAUACAUAUACUCAGUGAUCUAUGUCUCCCUGGUGUUAACGGAGGCAGGGCUAUCCAGACCCACGGGCCUUGCUCCCUGCUGAACAACAGAGAUACUGAGAGUUCGUGAGGGAGGGUUGCAAAGCAGCAUGUGGUCCCUGGACCUGUUGGAGAGCGUGAGCAGCUGAGGAGGACAGGAGUUUCACUCAGUAAAGCAAGAGUCUUGAGGGGAGUGUACAGUGCCAUCUUCUUGCGAGGGUAAAAGCCACCCUGGGCAUCAGCGUCUUCAGUUUGGCUUGCUCUUGCCCUGUAAAGUCUGCCUGGUAACACACACAACACUGGUCAAGACCCCUUGGGGGUCAUAGCAGCCUGAUCUUGCAGACAAGCGCUCAACGCGGACAGCUCGGUACAACCAGUUGCAUGUUCUUCCCUUGGGCAAUCUCCCUCCUUGGCAAAAUGCUCCUCUGGGGUGGGCAGGUUUAACAGCUCAUGGUUGCUGGAUGCAGGCUGAAAACUCUGUUCUUCUUUCCCUGACCUCAGUCCCAGUAGCAAGCCAGAAACCAGUGCAAUUUUAGGAUGGAAAAUGUGGUUAUCAGAAUGUGCGACAUUUUUGUUCUUCCAGAUGCAGCAGUGGAGAGGGGCCUGUCGAGUGGGCUGAGGCAGGGCGGGGGAUUUGCAGGUCUUGGGUACGUGUGCCUGUGCAUGUGUGUGGCUAAAAUCACUUCAGAGCUUAGCUCACUCAGCCCUCCAUUUCUGUGGAUGCUCAUGGAACGAGGUUUUUUUUAAACCUUUAAAUUUUUUAAACCUUUGAAUUGCUUCUCACUCUCCUCUCUGAAUUUCCUGCUUUUCAUUCAUCCAAACCCUCGUGAGGAGAAAGACUCUAUCAACAGUCUCGCCUGUAUCACCCAGAAAUACAAACUGCUGGAUACAGCCAGACAAACCUACCCUCAUGAGAUCGGAAGGCAAAAUUUGCCAGCUAAAAGCACAAGGGAUGUUUGUGGACAUUCUCCCCCUGAGCAUCUUCUGAACUUUCCUGUUCUUUGUGGUUUGGUCACAUACACACAUAUGUACACUGGAUCAGACUCUUGGCUGGUGUAAACAAGCGUAACUUCAAACAAACUCACUGAGUUUGCCUAGAGAUGCUCAGAUGAGGAGAUGUUAUUGUGUUGCUUCCAAAGGGAAAAGCACAAGGAAAUGCCUCCUUCCUACAGAGAGAGGGACCAGGGAGAUUUUGUCACCUUGCAGAGUUUCCCUUGCUGGUGGGUUUCACACUGUGUGCCAAAAGGUCAUUUUCUGACACACCUCAUGUCUUUAGCAGCAGCCAUCAUUAGUUGCCAUCAUUGGUACCAUCAUUGUUGGCCAACAGUGCACUGGACUGGUGUCUUUUCACACUAGCUAAGCAUCCAGCAAAGGGGCUCUGCCAGUUCCCAAGCAUGAUUCAGAAUUGCCCGGAAGUGGGAAAUUAGAAACAGUGACCAAACUUCCUAUUGCAGCAUGUGCUUCCCCAGAGGAAUGACUCUGGCUGAGCCAGCCUGGACCCUCUCUUCAGCCCCUGUCACAACAUCACCCCUUGCUGCAGUCUAGGAGUCAGCUCCUCAUGGUGCUUUUUUUUCUUAUUUCUUUUUUUCCUUCUUGGCAAGUUUCUAGUACCUAAAACAUUUGACCUCACUUGGCUGUUACUCAAAUGGAAUAGGAAGGAGGUACUGGGCAAGUCUGAAGUUUCUAUGAUUCUAUAAACUCUGCAGGAGUCCUUUACGAUGCAGGUGGAGCAGGUGGAGCCGAUGGGAUAAUCUACUCUCCAUCCUGAUCCUUUAGAUACAGCUGCUGAGUCACAUCAACCAGCACUUCUGAGAUACAUCUGGUUGAUGCAAUCGGCAAAUUAAGGACUAACUUCCCCAAAACUCUGAAGGAGGUCAGGAAGAGUUGGAACGUUGACUCUGUGGCCCGCAUAUCCUUUAAACAACCUCUCAGGUUAGGGCCUGAUCCAAAGCUCAGUGAAGUCAAGGAAAAAACCUUCUCCCUUCAACAUCUCUGAGUUUUGGAUUCAGAGCUGGUAGGGGAUGUGGUGGCUGAGAGGCAGUGCUCUGUCAGGCACUGAAGCACCUCUUCUCCAGCAGGUAAAGACAUACAUGAGUGGGUCUUUAAAAGCCAGUAUUUAUUUGUGAUGUUCUUUUCUUGUUUUGCAUCAUUCGAAUAAGUCAGAACUCAUCAUAACAAUUUACUACCAAAUGGCAGCUAUUGAAAUGUCAGGUUUUCAAAGAAUAAUCUUUUUUCGUGCUCUCUUAUUAUUGUUGUUGUUGCUGUUAUUUGUAUAACAAUAAUAACAAUAGUAUUACAGAGGAGUUAAGUACUCUUGCAAGAGAAGUCAACUCUAGUGAAAGUUUGGCAUGGAGAGCCAACCAGCUCUGCAUAAAUCUGGGUCAGCCCAGCUACACUCACUGCUCGCCUUUUCCUCGCAGAUGCUGGUAUGGCUUCUGGAGGCAAUCAAAGGGGGCAAAAGUUAUUAACAGUCAGCUGUCAGAGUGUAUACAGCUGCAUUAUUUAGCAUCCCUUGUGGCUGAACCGCCAAUGACAGAGAAGAACACUGAAUAUGCUGGCUCUGGCUUUCCACACUUCCAGAAGUACAUUAUGCUUAAAUCCUGCAAGAAUGCAAUGAGCCUCCAGAUUUUCUCACUUAAAGAAAUUUCUUAGUAUCUUUUCACUGCUGGAACAAAGCAAAAAAAAAAACCAAAACAAACCCCAAAAAAGCCCAUCAGUGACUCACUAUUUGCUUGUGUUUGUUCCUGAGAACUCAAGAUUAAUAACAUGUUUGACAAUCACUUAGCAAAAUUCAAGGAAUUAGCAAAAGCCAUGAAAUUAUUUAUAAAUAGAUACAACAUCCCUCAUAAAAGGAGGCCCUCACUGAAAUGCAUUCAUCACUGGAUUAUUUAGAAUAAAUGUCUAAAAUCUGUUGUUAAACAUAGAUAAAAAUUGCAUGCAGAAGAGAUUUACAGGGGAAGAAAUCUCUUCUUAAUCCUUUCAAUUACAAAUCAUACGUAAUAGAUAUAUUUUUUUUCUGGGUGUUCAUGUGCGUGAGCAAUAUUCAUGCAAAAAUCGGGAAAAUGCUGAUACCAAAACAGGGGAAUAACUGUAGACUGUAUGUUUGUCAAAGCCUGUUCCUAUCUUUCCUGGGUUGAUUACAAACUCUUGAUUGAGUCUAGAGGCCAUGAUCUAUUAGCUAGAGAUCCACGGAUCACUGAUUGUAGUGAGGAAGGGAUCAGAGCUGCGAUGUUUAAAAAACAGAGAAGACGCCACAAUUUGUCAUUGCGAUUUGCCCUGGAAGGGAAAGCAGAGUGGUCCUGCUGGCCCUUAGCCAAAGCCUCUAGAUUCAAAGUAGGGUCCCCUUCGCUUCCUCCAUCACCGGGAGAUGCGGGCGUUUCCCAAGGACCGUUUAUCCCCAUCCAAAAGUCUGAGCCCACCUGAGGUGACAGUUCCUCUCCUGUCUGAUUUACUAGUGCAGGUGUAGCCCCGACGGCCACAGAAAACAGAUACAUGGUGAGGUGAGGAUGCAUUCAGCUGUGGUUCAUCUAGUUACCACUGCAAACCCCACAGGCAGGGCAGGAUUUGUGCCCAUCCUGGCUCGGGUCCAUCAUGGGAUGGUGGAGCAGAGAUUGCUUUGGAGCCAGUGUGCAGCAAACACAUGGGCAAAGAGAUUUUUUUCUCAAGGUCGUUUCUAGCAGGAGGCAACGGUCCAAAGGAGCUGGUUGUCUGUAUUUUCCUAGUUUUUCUUCCUCCACAGUGUCAGCUUUGUGCCUCUUUUCUUCCCGUCUUGUAAAGCAGCUGGCAACACUCAGGAGUCCUAUAGACCCCCUCACUUCUCUAAACCUGCUGGGCUGGCACAGGCCAAGCUGUGUGCUGCAAUAUCCCAGCUGACUGGCUACAUGGGGAGGAAUCCCCUCUUGGGUUCAUCUCUUGGAUGUGUGUCCUCUUCUCCUGUGCCACAGCGUCACUGGACUUGAGCAGGGAAUCUCACCCCCUGGCAGGUUCAUCUCAUGGUACCAACCCAGCACCUCUUCUAUUCCCAUCCACAGCAGCGCAGCCUACUUUUCUUCUUGAGUCCUUCCUACAUGAUCUACCUCUUUUCCAGAUGGACACAGAGCUGUUAAAUGUUCCUCAGCCUUGUGUCUCUUAAGGAUGACUUUUGGCAGGAGCCUUGUCAUUUCUGCUUUGUCUGGAUACGUGCAGACGAGUGUUUUUACACCUUCUGUAUACUGCUUGGUUUUGGUUCAGAUGAGAUCAUGUCUUGUCCUACUCUUCACCAUUCCUCAUCUAUGCUUCUUCUUGUCUGAUACGUAUUAGAGCCAAACCAGUUCACAAAGAUCUUCCAAAACUGAACUCUUCAGCCAGGGAUUGGCUUCAUUUAUCUGUUUAUGGGUGAUUGGCUGAAAGUCAUAGAACAUCCACAGUGCUGGUAGAAUUUUCCAUUUUUUAAACUGUGAAAAUACAUUAAGAGGGAAGUUCUCCAACUUUUAUUCCUGUUUAUUGUUUUGACUAACUCAAUGGCUGGAUUAAAAGUUUUAAAUUUCAGGCUCUGAUGUUUCAAAAAGUUAAGAAACUUUAGUUAUAGGUUGGGUUCUUUUGCUUUGUCACUGGCUGAUUUUUCUGCACACUUUCCACCCAGAAUUCAUUGAAAGCUUCAAGCAGAAUUACCGAUGAUGAGGACAGGGAUCCUUUAACUCAUCUGAAUCUCUCACUAUGGUCAAUGACUCUUGCACCUGAGAUAGGACUGCAUGAAAUAAGAGAAAGCACUUUAAGAGUUGACCUUUAAGAGAGGUUGUAUGAACCUGUGAAGUCUUUUCAUAUGCAACAUUGCUUCUUAUUGGCGUAUGUGGGUUUUUUUUCUACACGUUGGUGGCCAUGAGUUUGCUGAAGACCAGUCUGUGCCUUGUCAUGGAAAGUUAUGCAGCAGUAAUGUGGUUCACAUCCCUCUCUUUCUGGCCUUAUCUGAAUUUUAUGACAUAUUAGCUGUAACAGGAAGAAAAGCAAACAAACAAAAUAAAGAAAAAAAAAAAAAAGUACCUGGAGCAGUAUUUUCCAAAGUUGGGGGAUAAUGGCUCAUCAACUCUAUAUCGUAUGUCACAAAUGGGCAUUGCAUUGAUGGCUGCAAGUUGCAAACUGCUCAGCAGGUGAGGAAGCUUUGUUUUAAGGCCAUGAGCAGGUUAACCUAUGUCUUUCCCAUGCCACUUCCCUGCUGACAGCACCUGCUAGAGAAGAGAUCAUGUUGCACCCUCAGGCAGGCCUAGGAGAAUUGGCCUUUUUCAAUAAGCUUCAUGCUGGAACAGGUUUGCUGUUUGAUUUCUUCUUAUUAUUAUUUCUACUGCUAUUGCUGGUGGGCUGCCAUGUUCCACAGAGUGAACAGAGGACGUAUAUGAUAUCUCUGUCCAGCUACAGUGUGAUUCUUCAGACAGAGUAGAUUUUAUACUCAUCCCUCUAGGGUGUCUUGAAAUGAGAAAAAUGUUAAAUUGUAAAGGAAAUGAGUUUGUGAAAGACCCAAUAAAUAAGUUUCCAUCAUGAUUGGCCAUGGCUCUCUGGAUUUGCCUGGAAGACAUAACGGUUCAUAAACUGUAUAAGUAAAAUAAAGAGCAUGUCCAUCUCUGUGGACAUUCACUGGAAGGCAGUUCUGUUUUGACCCACGGAAGUGAAAGGUUGAACCUGCUGGACAGCCAAUACAGUUGGCCCAAAGGAACAUUUUGUUUUGAGGCACGAAAUCAUAAAAAUUAUUGGGCAUAUCCUGCUCCACCCAAACUAUUUUUGUGGCCACUCAUAAAAUCAAAACUCAAGCUUAGCUCUUAGCUAAAGGUAGUGGGGGGAAAUAAAACAGAGGUGAGCUGUUGCACAGACACAUGAUCAGCUGAAGACUAUUAAAACAUAACUUCAUCACUGUGAUUCUAAAAGAAAUCACCUUGGAAAUGCAGAAUGAACUUGCUUUAUUCAGGAAAAAGACAAAAGGGAAAGGAAAAGAAAAAAAAUGCAGGUUGGCAUUUCUUUUCUUUUCUUUUUUUCCCCAAUAACAUUCAGUUGGACAGAAAGAUUGAGCUAGAAAUCUGGUCUCCUUGGUGUUUCCAUGUGCUCCUUGGCCUCUCCAUAGGAAAUCUCCACAGGCCAUUGUGAAUGAGUUGGGAUGGAGAGAGACACAUGGACAUGCAACUUGGAAUCCGCCUUGGCCUAUGACCAGCUACUGGUCCUUUAAAGCUUAGGGACAUCAAGCAAUUGUGUGCUGAAACAGAAAUAUUGCUAAUGUGCUUCAUUUAGUGGUUAACUGCAAAUUAAUUUGCUGUCUAAUAUAUCAAGUCUUGUUCGAGGCAAAGUGUAUCCUAAUCAGGGUGCUUCUCUACUCAGUGCUAAUAGACAUCUUCACUGGCUUCUCUUUGGUCUGUAGGCGGUUUAGGAGAUUUUAGAGCAGGUAUCUUCUACUGAGAGCCUAGCAGUUGAAGCUGGGAUCGUUAGAUCUUUGAGCCUGCUUGUCCCUAGUGGGUAGAGAAGCCCAUAAAAAGGACACCAGAAGGGUGGACAAACUUCCCCUCUAUAUCGGUCCCAAACUCAGGUGGGUUGGAGUCCUUCUCCACGCUUCAUUCCUUUUUUUCCAAACUGGUCCUACAAAACAACCCCCAAAAACUUAUUUAAAGAAGUUGGUUAAGCAUUUCAUUUUCUUUUAUGGCUAGAAGCCAAUCUCAACUCUAUUUCAAAACCAAUCCAGAGCAUCGGAAUGGGAAGAUGAUUUGCUCAGGUCAGCUGCACAGUCCCAUAGUCUCAUCAUUACCGAUCACACCGGGCUCAGAGAACAGGUACCCCAGCAGAGAUGGAAGGUCGUUCUGCCGAAAUAGUCUUUCAUUCUACGUGAAUUUAUAAGAAAAGGGAACAGAAAGCAAGAAAAAGACUCGCUGUCUUUACACCACACUUAAGAAGGGUUAUAAAUGAUAAAAUAGUAAUUAUAAGUUAUCUUUUUUUUUUUAUUUCAUCAGGUUCUGCUGAGUGUCCUGAUGGUUUUUGUGCAGUGUCUGGUUUCUCCCAAGCCAACCGAGUUCUGUGGUGGAUAGAAGAGUUAUAAUGAGUGGACAGAAUCAUUCAGAGCUGGUCUCUGGGGCAGGACAGUGAGAAACAGACCUGAUGUUGAUUUUAUAUUCAUUGGCAGAAGGCAGGAGCUACUCCACUGAAGUUAAUCGAGUUAACUCGGUCUAAUGCCAAGGCAAAACAGAUCUGAAUCUAGACCACAGUUCAAGACUCAUGUACAAUUUGCAUAAUGGAAUUAAAAUAAAGCUUCCAAGUCUAGCUACAGAAAUACUCUGCUGAGUAUUAAAGACAAGGCUUGCGGUUUGGGAUUAAAUAAAAGGACACACAAGGAAUCAGCUGUCACAUACAACAAUCCAGUUUUGUCCGUUCCUGAGCCACACUCAGCUGUUUCAAUUGGUAGGGAUUUUUCUUUGCCCCUUCUUUCUUUUCUUCUCUGUCCUAUUUGCAUGUGAACUCAGAUCCUCCAAGUUUUCAUACUGUCUUCCAGGUUUAAGCUAGCCCCGCGGUAUACAAAGUUCAAGAUAGUAUCAACAUUUUGCCAGGACUUGGGAGGCGAGUACAAAAAAGAAUGUCACAGGGGAGCAUUAAAAUAAAUAUCAAAUGAGGUUCCUCUGAAACCUUUCCCACAGACCAGGGAAAGGUUUGCAGACCUUGGCACAGCAUUUCAUCCUCCAACUGAACUCACUCGUGUUUUGCUCGUAGAUGAUCUCGAGCCAUUCAGUAUGACCUGCAAAGCUCACACAAUGUCUUUCCACUGGCUUCACAGGGCUUGGGGUUAGAGCUGGUAUGCUCAUUUAAAUAUUCUUGUUUAAAUGAAGUUUAAUAUUCUGAUCUGCUCAUGUGGUUUCUUCAUCCUUCUCUAGAUUGGUACAUUAGUGCUGUGUCGGGGCACACUUGCAGAACUGUCCCUUGAACUGCCUUUGCAUCUGUGGCAUGUAGGAAUUACUGAACCCAUCAGGGGCCAUCCCCUUUCUGACCAUGUCUUGUGGUGGCCUUCAGUAGUGACAGGCAGUGAUGCCGCUUUGCAAGGGAGCCGAAAGCAGCAUUUGCAAGAACAGAGUGCAACAAACUUUGUCCUAAUUCAGAAUGGAUUUGAAAGACUCCAGCGAGGCAGGGCAGGGCUGGGCUGGAAAUCAGCUCAGAGUCUGGCAGGGGCCAGGAACAAAAGAAAAAAAUUAUGGAAGAGCUGACACAGAUGAUCUUAAGUAAUUAGGAAGUCUUAUAAAUCUGGUUUCUUUUCGGACAGACCUCUCUAUCCAGCGCAGAGCUGACAGAGGUAGACUCCAUUGCACAAUUACUCUCCCUCCUCAAGAAGGGAUGUCUUGAGAGAGCAAACGGGAGGCAUGUAACAAAGUCAGUUCAACUUUCUCUUCUUCAUCAUCCUCACUGGCACUUUUUCUUUCUGUUUUCACCUGAAAAAAAGGAGUCCAUUAGGACAACCUCACCAUGAGAACCUGGAAUUCAGACCCAUUUGUCCUGGCUCCCACAGAGUAACUUCUCCCUGUGAUCACAGCAAUUGUUUUUCUGGGACAUUAACUAAGGAAUUUGAUGGUAUUUAAUUAUCUUCCUCAGACUGAUGGUUAAUGAUUCUGGGCUAGCAAUGUGGUGUGCAACAGCAGAAAUGUGCUGGCAUCAAUUUGGGAUGAAAUCCCGACCCCAUGAAAAUCGGCACCAAAAUGUCUGUUGAUUUCCAUGGAGUGGGUUUCACCCAUAAAUUCUGAAGAAGAAAAGGAUAACGAUUCAAACAAAUGACCUCCCCCAGCCCCAAAACCUUACUUGCCACCCAUAUUUCAGGGUGUCCUUUUGCUUUAGGUCAAUACAAGACCUGAAAGCAGAGACCAAGAAGUAGAAGUGGUUCGAUGGCAGUCUUUUCUCCUGAAAUGCUUCCCAAGUGACAACAUCAGGCUUUUGUAUUGGUGUCAGCUUCUGCUUGUGGGGAUUUAGGAUGUGGUAGAUAUUUGGCUAGAAAAAGACAUGGGAUUAAAAUGUUUGAGAUAGAUGGGAUUAGUAUGCACUGGGUUUCCAAAAUACCUGGGCCUACAUCCUCUGAAAUAGAGCUACAACAUCCACUUGAAAGACUGAUUAGAACAAACUUAAAUGAAGGGUGUUCUCCAAACAGGCAGACCUCAGGUGCCUAAAACAGAAGACAAAACAAUGACUUCACCAGCAUCUAUUUAAACCAGAGCAUUACAACAGGCAUGAGCCCUUCUAAAUAUAGAGCUGGGUGCGUCUUGCCAGGCCAAGGUUUUACCUUUAAAUUUUUCUUUAAAUCAAUCAUUCUUCAUUGAGAGCUGCAGGGAAGGAUGAACAGGAAGCCAUUUGUUGUUAGAGGUGAAAUGUUUUAAAGGACAGGUUGUAGAGGUAAAGCUGGUGGUAGAGGGAAACCAGUUGGUGACAGAGAGGAAGGACAGGCUUAGCCAGGCACCGUCACCCAAACCCAUCCCCUCGGUCCAUCCCUGUGUUCAGAAAUACUAUGUCGAUCUCUUGCCAUCUGCAUGAGCUGGAGCAUGCAUGAAGAGACAGAUCUGCUGCUAAAACUCAUUGCUUCGUCUCAGCAACUUCAGGGUGACCCAGCCAUGGUGGUCACCAGAAGUGAUGGGGUCUGGGCAUUAGCAAAAGGACUCAGCCAUUCCCAGUGGUCUGCCAGGCUCUGCCCAGGGAUAUCUGUUUUCAAGAUAUUGGCUCCAUUUUUCUAGUCUCAACAGGAGGCAAAGUAGUUGGGGUGUGUUCUUCCCCCUCCAACGUGAACGCUUUCACAGAAGUGGGUUUUAAGGCCUUGUUUUACUUCAGAAGAGGGACAAUACUGAAAAAAUAAAGGAUGAAACUGUGAUUUAUUUCUAUGGGUUACGGGGACAUUGCCUUGUGUGUGUCGUUAGGCAGGCAUUUGGUUUACAUUCCUCCACUUCUGCUUUCUGUAUGGACCAAAGUAACAAGCAGAAAAUGACAAACCACAGGUGUAUGUAAAAGGGAAUUAAAAUAAAAAGAAACCUUUAUUG